AACGUGUCUAAGCUCGCUUGUAACCUGCUUCUCAAAGACAGAAGAGGGAUUAAGGCUGAAAACACGCCAUGUAGUGUGAUAUUCAGUGUAGGUGGAUAUGGAGAGUGUUACACGGUCCUGUCCUCACCAUGCGCAGAGAGAUGAGCAGUGUCAAGCCCAGCUCCUCAGCGAAGCCGACAACCAAAGCCCUUUAAUGCGCUUAAUACUACAAAUAAGCAGCACCCGAAGGCCUAUAGUGUGUAAUCGGUGGAGAUUUGGUCGAUGGAUAUGUUUGGAGGUGUGAUAAACACACACUGGGCUUUGCUGCCUGUUUGUGAGGUUGAGCGCAAUUUAUGGCGGGCCGAUUGAAUCCAGGCCAGAAAGAUGUGCUCGGUGAGACGAUUGUCUCUCCCGACAAGGUCAGCUUGAUGUUUUGGAAGAUUAUUAAUACGAGCGCUUGUUGUUUUAUCCCUAAACGUGUUGUCAGUGUGCACCAUGUCCGAUAAAACGAUAUUAUUGCACACACUUUGCGCUGCCUUUCGGAGUGUGUCGCCGAACAGCCCUUUUAAUCCGUGGUACCCACAAUGCACCGGGCGCCGUGUCUUCCCUCUGUUGUAUUUCCUGUAUGGUGCUGCAAUGCUUUGUUUGCCUUAUACGCUUUCACUAACGCGGGCUUUUGACAACUCGCUUUAGAGUCGCAACUGCUAAACGAUGGAAUUACUGGGAUGUGAAUUGAGGCCGUGAAAUCCAGAGAACCAAAUUGCUUAACUGAAGAUUUUAACAAGACUGGUGCGUUACAAGAACAGGCGUGAUGGAGGAUGCAGGAACUGAGUUAACUUCAUCUGAACCAGACGCUCUUGGUGCGGACUUUAUCACGGUGGAACUCGAUACCCAGCCCAUUGAAUAUGUGGUCAAGUGGGCCGAGGUUGGCUCUAAAUUUACUCUUUCCUGCGUGAAAAGGGAAUCGGACGAGAGCUUCCCAUCUGAUCAGCUGGUUAAAACGGAGUCUGAUGAGAGGUUCUUCGUCCCAUAUGAGGCUGUAUAUGCAGAGUGUGAGGACACAGAAACUGGCCUGAUCGCCUCACAGGAGGAGGAGGUAAGGAGCGUCUCGGAUGUAGACGAGCACACGGUGCUCGUGAGCACCCAGCUUGGGGAGGAGGAAGAGGACGAUGAUGGCUCAGACAGCGACUGGGAUAAAGGGGGCUCCCAUUCGAGAAGUAGGCUAUACAACUGCCACAUCUGUGGCAAGAGCUACAGCCAUUCGUCCAGUCUGGCACGCCACCUGCACCUACAUUCUACAGGUGACCAUUUGGCCAAUUCUACUUCACCGCUUUCUAAAGUGAGUGGCAAAUCAGAGGACGGGAAAAAGCUCCUGCAGUGCAACUUGUGUGGCGUGCGAUGCAAUGGCAAACGGCUCCUGGCAAUCCAUAAGAAGUGCCACAAAAUCAAGAGACUGCACACAUGCAAUGCAUGCGGCAAGUCCUUCAACCACAGCUCCAGCCUUUCGCGCCACCGGCUGAUCCAUAAAAAAGGCCUGGACAAAAAUCUGAAGCCGCUAUACACGACACCCACUUCGGUGCCCAUCAUAACCCAUCAGAGCCGCCCGUCUGGCCGUGGAUCAAAGAAGAAGAAGUCGCAGCAAGCAGAAAGCAAAUUUGGUGUCGGUGAGAAGCAGUACCAGUGCACACAAUGCGACAUGGUGUUCAGCACAUCCACCAAUCUGUCCAAGCACCAAGUGUCUCAUGUGCGGCAGUUGCUCAACUCCUAUGCGCAGGGCAGAGACACACUGGACAAGUCCUCAGACCUGAAGAUCCGCCUAAAGCUCUGCUCACGUGACAAACCCAAUUACUAUACUCUGUGUAAGAAGAACAAGCGCCGCAAAGGCGGCAAGAAAAGGCUCCCAUUGGUCGAUGAUGAUCAGCCAUAUUCAGGCUGUGGCGUUGCCCUCGCCAAGUUCGAGCAGCCGCAUACUGGUGACCGGCGCUACACCUGCAAUGUGUGCAAGAAGACCUUUGUGCGCUUGUCCAACCUGAAGCAGCACCAGCAGACGCAUGCCUCUGGCAAGCUCUACGAGUGCCAGCACUGUGGGAAGACCUUCGUUCACUCAUCUAGCUUCUCACGCCACAAGAAGGUCCAUUCUGGGUUAAAGCAGGUGCCUAAACAAUGUAAACGUGAGAUAAUUGACGAGAGUGCGCCUCUGGAGUCCGAGUCCGAGUGAGAGACCCUCACGUUCCAGGACUGUCCAAGCACAGCUUAUGGAAAAGUCCUUAUUUUUGUGCCCCCCCCCUUCCCUUUUCUUUAUUUUUCCCCAAUCUUUUCUUAUUUUGUUAAAGGACAGAUAAUUUGGCAUUGCUCUCAUUGUGAAGUGGGUGUGAUGUUAUGUGUGAAACAAGGCUGUGUGUUAUCAGCAAUAGGAGUCAAUAUAAUGAUGAUGAUUUUUUUUCAUUUGAUUUUUAUUGUGUUUUUUUUUUGGGGUGGUGUUAGAGGAUGUUCAGGCCAUCUUUGGCAGUGUAAAGUAUAAAAGAUUUGUACAUUUAUGUUGACAUUCCCUUUUUUGGUCACGGUUAGGGACAGUUAAUUUAAUGGCAGGGUAAUAAUAAUAGUUUUGCCAGGUCUGUAGUGGUGUUAUUUAUGUCUACCUUUUUAUUUGUAGUCAUUCAUAACAAAACAAUUGACAUUAGCAUUGCAGGUGUUAAAUAUUUUGGAUGCUUGCACUAAACACACCUGAAAACAAGAUGAAGUACUUAACAGAAAAGGCAGUGGGGUUAAAAUGAGUAAAGAUCGAUUGGAACCCAGUGCGGCUGUUAAUGGGCCUAUAGUAGUUUGAGUGGCUAACAGCUCCCCCAAAACACAGAGAUGUUAAAGGAUGGGUUUGAGGUUUGAUGUCUAAACAAAAUUCAACAAUUGAACCUUUUUUUUUUUUUUUUUUUUUUUUUUUGACCAGAGAUCCUGUCACCUCUUUUCCCUUUACCUUAGACCAACAAGUAUAAUAAUCUAAUCUCCUCAUAUUUUCACUCUUCUUUUGGCAACUGGUUUUUAUUAAAACACAUACAUACACUCAGUGACUUGUAUAUGUUGGUUCAGAUUUAAAUGUUGACUUAAUAUUUGGAGAAUUGGUGUUCUGACCUGCCAAGUAGACAAGCCUUCUUGAAAGAAUUAUUUUUUUUUCUUUUCCAUGUUUUGACAAAUCAGAUCUGGAGUCAGAUUUUGCUCUGCACAGUGCUCGAUUCUCUAGUACUGUUCUUCCUUCGUCUGAUUGAUUAAAGCGCGAAAGUUCUGAAAGGUUACUUGUCCAUUUGUCAACCUGUGAAAUCCAUCUGGGUUACGCAGAACUGCAAAGUGUGGUGCAGCCGUCAACAGGAAUGCAUUCGCAAAUGGUGACUUCAUAUAAAUUAGCGUGUGUGUGCAUGUUGAAUAUAUUGAGAGAAUAUACUCACCAAAAUAUAUAUAUACAUUUUAAAAUAUGUGCAUAUGUGUAAAAAUGAAAAAAAUGCCAUGAAGAAAAAGUUAUAACGCGUGAAUGAUUGAUUUGUGAAUAAUAACUUUGAAUAAUUUAUGAAAUAACCAGGGGAUUUCAUAUUUCACCAGGCAUUGCACUAUCGAUUGAACAAAAACAAACCAAGCACUACAUACCUGCGAAUUUGGAAAUAAACAUGUUACAGCGAUCAAAAAAUGGGCCAUGCUAGAUUGAAAGUUUAGAAUACUAAUGGUUUUUUUUUGUUUUUUUAAAAGGAAAAAAACAAAACCCACUCAGUGCUCUUCACACCUGUUUCAAAUGUUUGCUUUAUAAGACAGAAAUAUAGUUAGCAUAGUGUAGUUCACAACAUAUGUUCACGAUGCUCUCCGAUGCUGUCAGUGACCGAGCGCCACCAAAGCUUUUAGGAAGCAACUGUACACACGCACUCGAUUGGUUUCCCCCUCAGCCAUGCACCUCAGCAGCGUGUUCUCUGUCCUCUUCAACGUUCACGUCAGCGUGACCUUCUGCUUAACCAUUUCUUGUUCAAAUGGAGGUUAAGUAGCAACCUGUUUUGAAGCUGUUUAAAUGCCAUUGCUUGUUUGAACUAUGAAUCUUUUCGGAGGUGUUGAGUCGAACAAAUCAAGCACAGCUCUGAUACUGGACUCAGAUUGAUGUUUGUUAUGGGGAAAAAACACAAAAGGAAAAACAAAUUUGCUUGGUACUCGAUUUUUCUGUUUGUUUGUUUUGAAAUAGUUCCUCUGUUCACCUUGAAGCUGAGGGUCAAAUUCCCUCAGUAAAAACAUUCAUUUAAUCUUAUUAGUCUCUUCUUGCCUCCAACUUUCUUCUGCAGUGAACAGGUUCCUCCUUGUUUCCUGCACUCCUCCCGCUCUGUUAUGGGUCAUGUCCAUAUCAUUACCUUCUGUUUUUAACCGCUGUCGUUGUCUCAUUUUUUUGAUGCAGCGGACCUACAUCUAAUAUAAGAGGUGUAUGUUUUUGUGUUGUGUUUGCCAUUAGAAGACGAUUUAUGAAUUUUCUGUCUUGCAGUUUUGUAAUAAACCAUUGGUUCAA
Hemibagrus wyckioides is the source of this 4504-nucleotide messenger RNA. Its product is annotated as zinc finger protein 93. The coding region runs from base 791 to 2197 and encodes 468 amino acids. Lineage: Eukaryota; Metazoa; Chordata; Actinopteri; Siluriformes; Bagridae. The record is from RefSeq and is a predicted model, not a curated record. The transcript is spliced from 2 exons.